AUGGAUUCAAUUCAACAAGACAUGUUCUCUUGUCUUCCCGACGUUAUUUUAAUUGUGAUAAUCUCUUUCUUGCCGUUUAAGGAUUGCGUACGCACCAGUCUUCUCUCCAGGAGGUGGAGGUAUCUAUGCCAUGAGACCAAAAACCUUUCUUUUAAGGAAUCCGACUACGUGAGUAGUUCUAUCACUGACGAUGAGUUUGCAAGAUAUGACGCUAGGGUUUCCUUUUUUCGUUUUAUUGAUACAUGGAUCUCUAGAAUUCAUGAUCAAGUCGUGGAAAGUUUUGAGAUCUGUUUCUCUAAUCCGGUGGGUUUCGCGGCUUCCAUCGAGGCUCUAAUCGAAUUUGCGGUCUCCAAGGGAGUGAAGAAGUUAGUUAUUGAUUUAUCAAACCCUGCGUGGAGAAGAUACAAUGAUGUAUCAUAUCAUCAUUUUGUUGUUACAUUGCCAGAAAGUGUUUACAGUCUAACAACCCUGGAGACACUCAAAAUUUACGGGUGCAACUUUGAUCCUUCAAAAUUCACAAACAAGGGAUCGUUAAGAAGACUCUUUUUCGGUUGGAUGAGACUAGAACAGCUCGACUCUUUGCUAUCCAAAUAUCCUUCCCUCCAUAGUCUAAGUAUCAAACAAUGUUGGGGCUUGGAUAUCAGAUCGAUAGCCGGACAGUUAAGAGAGAUAGACGUUGAGAAUUCCGACUUCAGUUACAUGCAAUGUGCCUUUGACUUGCCUAAUAUAUACAGCUUGAGGUACGCCGGCCAACUUUUUGACUUGCACUUCGACAUGAAGACGAUCAUAGAAUAUGUAUAUUUAGAUUUUGAGGUAGAGGCCGUGCAUGAGGAACCAAGUGAGUCAACACGAAUAGACGGUGAAGUUAUUUCUGGUUAUCUCAAUGGUCUACGAGCAGCUCGCACUAUAACUGUCUGUCCUUAUCUCCUUCAGACUAUUCCAGAAUGUGACAGUCCAGAUUGUUUGCUCUACCCUAUGGAAACACAACAUUUGGUGUUGAGGACGAAGAUGCAUACGAAAGAGUUCAACGGAAUUAGGAUUCUUUUGGAAAAUUGCCCUAAGUUGGAGAGUCUAACUUUUGAUAUUCUUCCUCCACACCCUUUACCGAGGACUUUGUCAUAUCGUGGCAUCGAUCCACGUACAUAUUGGAUGGUAAACAGGACAUAUACUUGUCUAAUGAAGACACUAAAGGUCGUGGUGGUUAGGAAUUUUGGUGGUAGUUUCAAUGAGCUAAAUAUAUUGAGAUAUUUGAUUCGAUGCGGCAGUGAGUAUAGACCUGUGUUGGAAAGAGUAGAAUUGUACGUGCCGAAUGGGAUGGAUAAGAGUCAAGCGAUGGCAGUACAUGCUAAAGCAGAGAUGUUACAAAAAAUUUCGAAGCAUGUUCAGAUUCUUUGUGCACAAUGCUUGACAAGUUGA
Camelina sativa (false flax) is the source of this 1416-nucleotide messenger RNA. Its product is annotated as putative F-box/LRR-repeat protein At5g54820. The record is from RefSeq and is a predicted model, not a curated record. Gene Ontology annotation, molecular function: protein binding. NCBI's taxonomy places the organism in Eukaryota, Viridiplantae, Streptophyta, Magnoliopsida, Brassicales, Brassicaceae.